Molecule: messenger RNA, 1638 nt
Organism: Acanthoscelides obtectus
Lineage: Eukaryota; Metazoa; Arthropoda; Insecta; Coleoptera; Chrysomelidae
Source: the annotation of a GenBank genome assembly
CUUAAAGAAAAGAGGAGUGGUCGACAAUGUCAUCAUGUAACCACAGAAUUGUAAGCUCUUCUAGAAAAGGCCUCCUGUUCAGUAGUGGAAGUAGGGCGCGACUCAAUUAGCUCCCUCCUUUGAGAAUAUCGUGAACGCCUCUUUUCCAAUACAUACUAAAAUCCUAAAGAUGGGAAAAAGAUUUAAUUUGAGAUUUGGACAACUGGAAAAUUAGGUUAUAGGUUAUUAUUAUGUUAUUAACCCAUAAUAAAAACAAAUAAAAGAAGAUGAAUGAAAUUCAUAAUAGUGUUUUCAGAAUAAUUUUCAAAUAAAACCAUAUUGAAUAACUGAUAGUAACCAUUAGUAUGCCUGGAAUAAUAGCUGUACAUUGCGGAGCUGGAUUUCAUAGUCAAAAAUUCCACCAUAAUUACAAAAACGUUUGUAAAACAGCAUGUAAAGCUGGUGUAGAUGUUUUAAAAAAUGGAGGUAGCGCUGUAGACGCCGUAAAAGCUGCAGUCAUAGUUUUGGAGGAUGAUCCCCUAACAAAUGCUGGUUUUGGAUCCAAUUUAACAACUGAUGCAGAAGUGGAGUGUGAUGCCUCUAUUAUGGAUGGUAAAACACUGACUUUUGGAGGAUGUGGAGCAGUAAAGAAGGUUAAAAAUCCUAUUUCUUUAGCUCAUAUGAUAUGUGUUAAACAAUCUGAACCUCUACCAUUAGGAUUGGUACCUCCAACUUUACUUGUAGGGUCUGGUGGCUUAAAAUAUGCUAGGAGUAACGGCUUAAAAGUUGUAAAUAGUAAAAAGCUGAUUAGUGAAAAAGCUAGAAGACAGUUUGAAAAAUACAAGCAACUUUUGGAGGUAAAACAAUGUGAAUUACUGGACACUGUUGGUGCAGUUUGUAUUGAUGACUCUGGCCAUGUUGCAUCUGCAUGUAGUUCAGGUGGACUAAUCCUGAAAGUACCUGGUAGAGUAGGCCAAGCAGCCUUAUAUGGUAGUGGCAUUUGGGCAGAUAGUUUGGACAAAAGUGGUGCUUCCUCAGUAGCAGUGAGUACCACAGGCUGUGGGGAACAUUUAAUACAGACACAACUAGCUAGAGAAAUAGCAAAUGAUGUCAAGAAUGGAUCUUUUCCUCCAUCAGAUUUGAACAGGACAAUGACAGAGAAAUUCAUGAAGUCCGAUCAUCUGAGAGACGUGAAGCAGAAAAUGGGUGGCGCAUUAGUUUUACAUGCCAACAAUAAGAUGGAAGUGUCUUUAUUGUGGGGGCACAGCACUGAGACUAUGAUAUUAGCUUUUAUGAAGACUUCUAGUGAUAAACCAAAGGUAUGCAGUUCGGAUUUGUGGAAUAGGUUUUUUCUUACAAGUGAAAAUUAUUAAGUUGGAGUCAUUAUAUACCCGCCCUUUUGUUAAACGCGCGUAGUCAGUUGUCUCGCUAUCCAUCUCAACAGCUUAUGACAAAUUUAACGUCAAGGUUACAAAGUAUUCUAUCGGAACUCCCAAAGGAUGUCCCAGCAGGACAAAGUGUGACAGUUAGUGGCAGAUGCUUCUACUUGCAAAAAAAUGCCAAAACUUGACAUUAUAUUUUCAUGAAAUAUCUGUAUAUAGACGCUAAGUUUUUUCUCAAAUAAAUUAUAAGGAAUAGUAUGUGUCUAAACUUCAAACG